AUGGCUUCUCUCGAAGGCUUGCCGGAUGAGCGCCGCGCUGAUAACGCUUCCCUCGACCCUAGCAACAACAACAACACGGCCAAAAUCACUCAGCAUUCUCCUCGCGACGACGACGGCGACCACGAUCACAACACUGCAGCCUUACAGUCCGCUGAGUAUAGCGAUCAGAGCGGUCAGGCACAACAACCUUUGACUUAUCAUGCGCACCCUCCUCUUUCGUUCCGCCCACACAAUCUUGCACGCUUUGGAGUUGCUGCUCGCUCUGCACUCGGCCAAGCAAAUCGCGUUCCUUCUGCUGCUCCUCAAGCACUCAAUGCGACCUCCGCCCAAUUUGGUAUUCCUGCCCUCCACAAAGGUCCUACCCCUGAGCCUGCAUCAUCAUCAGUUAAUGCAGUAUCGACCACUGAGAAUCUCGCCUUCGACGAACAGCAGCAAGCUCAAGAACGUAGCACCAUGCGUAACAGAAGUCGCAGUCUGAACGGCGAUCACACCACCCAGGCCAGAUCCUCCCACGGUAGACCUGCCUCGUCACGUCACAGGAGCCGCAGCCCAGUCCUCGCUACACAACCCCUAUCAUACCGCGAUCGUAGCCCCACCCGUCACCAAGGUAGUAGCGCACUUGAUCGCAGCGGCGAGAGUGAGUCUGCAGGAGUUGAUGACGUGAGCAUGGAUGAUGCAGUCGCUGCAGAGAGACAGCGUCGUAUGCCUGAGUUACAAAAGGAGAAGAACAAACAUGCAACUUGUGUCCUCUGCUGGCUCAAAGAAUUGCCCUGCGACCAUCAAUGGCCUUGUAAAGAGUGCAAAACCAGAGGCAAACCUUGUGCCUACAUAGUUUGUCCUAUGGCAAACUGCGCGCUCGAUGUCAAAUGUCCCGCAUACCACAAGAACAAGAAACUUCCGGACGAGACUCGCAAGAUUGGAUGCCCCAUGCAUAUGCUCGCCCUCUUGAAUCUCAACCGUCCCCUCAUCGAUUCAUACGACGUACAGAAGAUUCAGAAGAAGACCGAAGAUCCUGGCUCUGCACAGCAGAUCCAUCUUCUGCUCCAGCAAGAAAUCGAGCACAUCGUUCAGCAAAAGACCAAACUCGAGAAUCCCAUGGCCAUGAAGCUACUCUGA
Aureobasidium musti is the source of this 1116-nucleotide messenger RNA. NCBI's taxonomy places the organism in Eukaryota, Fungi, Ascomycota, Dothideomycetes, Dothideales, Saccotheciaceae. The record is from the annotation of a GenBank genome assembly.